AUGGAGCUGGGCCACCGAGCAGUGCCUGGGCCUGACACAGGGCUCCCUCAGCGCGUGAAUUGGGUCAAUAUCGGCUCUCUGAGCCAGGGCCCGGCCAGUGAAGCGCUCAUCACCCCAGAGGGCACAACGACUUUGCCCAGGGCCCAUCUGAACAGCAAGGAAGACCAGCAGGACACGAACCCCUGGAGAACUGCCCCCAGCCCUUUGGACACCUCCAAGUUCAAGUACGAGGCCCCAGUCUCCCCACAGCAGACUCUGUACCGGGGAGGCCGCCGCCUAAGGCAGGUCCACCUGGAGGAGGUCAGGACUCCACCCCCAUCGGUCAUCAGCAGCGACCGUCUGUGCCCGGGGAUGGACCCCCAGCGUGGGUCCCCGAGGAAGGGAGGCUACAGACCCUCCUCGAGGGAGAGCAGGGCUUCUUUCCGAGAGGGGGCUCAGCUGAACCAGGGGCUGAAGGAAGGCCCCAACACAGGAGCCCAGGGCCAGAGGAGCAGCAUCAUUCCUGACAACAUUCGUCACAAGUUUGGGAGCAACGUGGUGGACGAGCUGGUCUCUGAGGAGCAGGCUCGAAGGGCCAUCGGUGAGGUCUCUGAGGGCCAGAAGAGGGCAAACUCAUGGCCCAGCAGGACCCAGAGUCCCAUGAAAAUCACCUCCAUCUUCUCAGACUACUAUGAUUUGGGCUACAACAUGCGAUCAAAUUUGUUUCAAGGAGCCCCCGAGGAGACGAAGAGCCUCAUGAAGGCCUCCUACACCCCAGAGGUGAUUGAGAAAUCAGUGAGGGACAUAGAGCACUGGCAUGGCAGGAAGACGGACGAUCUGGGACGGUGGCACCAGAAAAAUGCGAUGAAUAUGAACUUACAGAAAGCAUUGGAUGAGAGAUUUGGAGAAAAGAGCAAAAACAAGAGCUCAAAGUACUAGAUACGACUGGGAAGAGUUGCCCUCCACUCAGAGAAAGCGCUAACAAUAAAGAAAAACACAACUGAAUGUUCUCCUCUUCUUGUUGCUUCCCUUCACGUUGGGGUGGGGGCAGAUGUGCGGUACUGGAAAGACCAACUGGGGGAGGAGAGAAGCCCCAAGAGCCCAAACUCUCCUCAGACCUUCCCCCUAGACAUACACCCCUUCCCUCAUAAUUCCAGGACAGGAUGUGGGAGCUGAGCGCCGCUUGGCUUCUCCCUCAUGUCCUGUGGGAGGGGCCUCACAGUGGACACUGCGGGAGUUUACCUUGCAUGCCCUCCCU
Mirounga angustirostris (Northern elephant seal) is the source of this 1237-nucleotide messenger RNA. It is a transcript of the gene CIMIP4, whose product is annotated as ciliary microtubule inner protein 4. Bases 1 to 918 code for a protein of 305 amino acids. The transcript has 6 exons. Lineage: Eukaryota; Metazoa; Chordata; Mammalia; Carnivora; Phocidae. The record is from RefSeq and is a predicted model, not a curated record.